AACUCCGUACAGAAGAGGAGUCUGUAAAAAGUGAAAAACACACACACGGAGUCUCUCUCUCUCUCUCUGGGAAAAUGGAUGCAUGGAUGCUUUGAUCUUCAAUUUUUACACUAGCUGAGAUUAAAGAAAUGGAGAGCUUAAAGGAUGAUGUCACUCCCUCUGAUCCCUCAGUUGUUGUGCCUGAAGAUCCUCCUCUAGAUUUCUCCAUCCCAAUUAAUGCACCAGAAAGUCAUCAAAAGCCUAAAGUUGAAAGCGUCCCAGGUCUUUCAGAUUUGGUAUUUGAAGCUAAAUCGUCGAAGGAUGGUGCUUGGUAUGACGUUGCUUCGUUCCUCAACCACAGAUUUCUUCACACUGGCGAACUUGAAGUUCGUGUAAGAUUUGCUGAAUUUCGUAAAGAGGAUGACGAGUGGGUGAAUGUAGAAAGGGGAGUGCGUGAACGUUCUAUUCCUUUAGAACCUUCAGAGUGUGAUCGCGUCAAUGUUGGAGACCUUGUCCUAUGCUUCCGGGAAACCGACGAAGAAGCGAUCUACUGUGAUGCACACAUUGUGAGUAUCCAGAGAAGAUUACAUGAUAUCCGGGGCUGCAGGUGCUUCUUUGUGGUUCGUUACGACGAUGAUGAGGUUGAGGAAAAAGUUCAGUUGACUACCUUGUGCUCCAGGCCAAAAUGAUGGAUCUUCCAGCUCUCUUUGGGUCCAAGAUCAUAUUUUGCACAGUACUGUAUAUAGUGUGUUACUUUUCAUGAAAAAACGAACUUUCUUUUCGCACUGUGUUCUAUUACCACUCGCCAGCAAAACAAGAGUUGGGAACAAGAACCAAAACCAGACAAGAAGUCUAGGAAUGCAACUUCCAGACACAAUUGUGUUCGGAUCUGUCUAAUGUAUUUGGGUUCAUGUGCACUGCUCUGGAUGCAUUUGCGUACGGAGUUGUAUUUUGAAGUUGUGUUCCUAUAAUUGGUCAAAACCAGAACUCUAUCUUUUGCCGUUUUGUAAAGUAUUAGUCCUUGUGAUAUA
This is a messenger RNA of Rhododendron vialii, 1010 nucleotides long. Its product is annotated as protein SAWADEE HOMEODOMAIN HOMOLOG 1-like. Bases 129 to 668 code for a protein of 179 amino acids. Lineage: Eukaryota; Viridiplantae; Streptophyta; Magnoliopsida; Ericales; Ericaceae. The transcript is spliced from 7 exons. Gene Ontology annotation, molecular function: chromatin binding. The record is from RefSeq and is a predicted model, not a curated record.